ACAUUGCUAAUUCGAAAAGAAAAGCAAUAAAAGGAAAACAAUCUUUUCUGAGCAAACAUUAGUGGGUUGAAAAAUUUGUAAAGUUCAAGAGUUCAGUCUUUGUAACUGCUGAAACCUCGACACACCCUUCUGCUCUCACAAGCCAGAUCAGCAGUUAGAGAAAGGUGUAGUGUCAAAACAAAUCCCUUUUGGUAUUUUGCCAGUGAAAGAGAACUAAAGCAAAAGAAUCCACAAGGAAAUACAAGUUAUGUAACGUCAACAUCAAGAAGCCAAAGGACAUGGAAAACUCAGUGUCUAUUGCACCUUACCCUGAAAAUUUGAACAUAAAUGACAUGAAAGCAGGGACUUCUCCAAAAAGAACAUGUGAGUAUGGUAAUGUCUCUAGUAGUGGGGUGGAGGCCAGUGGCAGCUCAGUGCACCAUGUGGAGGCCAAUGGUGGAUACAGUCAUCAGGCCAGUCCCGCUGUGCAGGCCUUGCAUAACCUGCAGAGUCCAGAACAAAUAUCUUACAAUGAUACUGAGGACAUAUCAGUUUCUGAACCACUCAGUGAAGGUAGCAUAGUGUUAAGUGGAAGCCAAUGGGAUAUGAACAAUGAAUUUGAAGAAGAUAUUGAGGAAAGAAGUAUAUCUGAGUCUGUGUCAAUCAGUGAUAAUCUGCAGGAACAACUGCAAAGACAACAGUGGGAAAACAGAAACAAGAAAGACUUUGGUAACCAUGACCUAGAUAAGUCUAGCUGUAAUCAAGAGAGGAAUAUACCAUCAUCCUUUGAGCCCCUGGGAGAGCCAGACCUGGUGAUUGAAGUGACUGGGGGACAAAGGAUCAGAGCUCAUAAAUCCGUUUUAGCUGAGAAAAGUGACUAUUUCAGAGCUCGAUCUUCGAGAGACAUUCUUAAGAUUAAGGGUGUAAGUUACAAGACUUUACAGUUGCUUGUGGAUUAUAUAUAUAGCAUGAAGCUUGAGGUGAAGCAAGAUAAUGUAGUGGAAGUUAUCAGUGGAGCAAAGUUCCUACAGAUCCCUUGUGCUGUGCAGUGUGCCAUGGAUAGCAUGAGAGCCCAAAUAACGCUCAAGAAUUGCUAUCAAGUACUUUAUAUUGCUAAAAAGCAGAGACUAAAUGAGCUCAAAGAGGCAGCCUACAAAUUCAUGAGUGACAACUUCCUUCAGGUUCUGAGAGAUCCAGCAGUCUAUGGCCGACUGACAGGAGCAGAGAGAGACCUGAUUCUGCAGCGCAGAAUGGAUGGAAAGCAGUAUUUGGUAGUAGCAGAAAUCAAUGAUGCCUUUGAGCGAUUGAGCAGUAGUAGUAGACCCCCAAGCCGAGAAAGCAGCAGGCCACAGAGUCCUUCAUCAGUUGUUUCACUAGAGGAUGAUGCAACUACGUAUCAGGUACAGUGCUACAAUGAAAGCACAGGGCGUUGGAGAUCUCUUACUAAGCUACCAGAAGAGGUAAACACUAAAGGCUGUGGGAUAUGUGUUCUUUAUAACUAUCUAUUCCUUGCCGGGGGCAUUAAAGGUAGUGGCCAAAAGGCAAAACUUUCUGACCAGGUCUUUUGCUAUAACCCAUUAACUGAUUCUUGGGAAAAGAUCCGACCACUCACACAGCCCCGUUCCCAGCUAAAACUUUUGGCCCUUGAUGGCUAUCUGUAUGCUAUUGGGGGUGAGUGCCUCUUUACAGUGGAAAAGUAUGAUCCUAGACUGGACCGUUGGAGCCCAGUUGCACCGUUACCUAAGGGUGCAUUUGCUGUGGCUCAUGAAGCUACAACUUGUAAUGGUGAAAUUUAUGUAUCCGGUGGGACUCUUUUCUACCGUCUUCUAAAGUAUGAUCCCAAGAGGAAUGAAUGGCAAGAGUGUCCUUAUAACAAUAGCCGGCGGCGCUCUGCUGGUAUGGUGUCCCAUAAAGGCUGCAUCUACCGUUUUGAUGUCAGUCGGGAACAUGGUCUUAGCGUGUUCACCUACAAUUCAAUGGCCAGGCACUGGAGUGAAGGGGUCAACUUACGUCCUGGUCCAGGACCACCAACACCCAGUUUACCAUUCCGAUGCACAGUGAUCGGAAGUAACAUCUUCUGUAUAAAUCGUGCUAUCACUAUAAAAUUACCAUUGCCACCAGAGGGAAGUGGGGGAGAGAUGUGGAACUGUGAGCCAGAGCUCUCCCAUUCCCCAGAAGAGGCUAAGGGGGUCUUAUAUCCAUUUGUUCUGUAUUUGGCUGAAAGCAAGUCAGUCCAUUAGCAGUCUAGAGUUGCAUAUUUAUAUUUCUUCAUUGGCAUGUUUUUAACUGUUCAUUAAUUAGGAUGACCAAAUACAUACAUAUAUGCCAAGUUCACACAGUACCACAAAUCGUGCAUGUCACUGUACAGUUAACAUGAAUAACUAAGGCAUCUUUGUAAAUGAAAACCAGGACAUAAACUCUCGUAUCAGGAUAAUAUUGCAUGUAGUAGUGAUUUUACUGUGUUUAAAAUGAGCCAUGUGGUGGGAUUUUCAACUGGAGUGAAGAAAUCUAUGGUAAAUAAUGCAAAUGAAUUGUGAAAAGCUGCUAAAUCUUGGAAUGUGCAUUGAAUG
Molecule: messenger RNA, 2549 nt
Organism: Nanorana parkeri
Lineage: Eukaryota; Metazoa; Chordata; Amphibia; Anura; Dicroglossidae
Gene: KBTBD11
Product: kelch repeat and BTB domain containing 11
Exons: 1
Coding region: 279-2219 (646 amino acids)
Molecular function (GO): protein binding
Source: RefSeq, a predicted model, not a curated record